UGUUUAUCUACAGAGGUUCACUCAUCUUCAAAUCAUUCCCAGAUCAUACUUACACAAUGGAAAACCCAAGGAGACGCACAUGUAUUUGGAAACUAGGAAGCAUUAUUUUGUUUGUCUUCAUUAUUGGAGUGAUAGCUGGAAGUGGUGAGAAAUGCAAGGAGAAACAACCGGAAGGCAAAUGGUGCGAUGAAAAUUGCAACAAUGUCAAAGACAAAUGUUGCAAUGAAAAUCGUCAGAAGGACAAAGACAAAUGUUGCAAUAAAAAGUGUCAGAAGGACAAAGACAAAUGUUGCAAUGAAAAUCGUCAGAAGGACAAAGACAAAUGUUGCAAUAAAAAGCGUCAGAAGGAAAAAGACAAAUGUUGCAAUGAAAAUCGUCAAAAGGACAAAGACAUAUGUAGCAACAAUAUUCGUCAGAAGUGCAAAGGUCUUUCAAAUUGGAACUGUAAACCAAUGUAUCCAAGACAGAGGCAUCUUCAGAAGAAACUCAAAAGGAAGUGCUUGAAAGCGUUAUUUUUAUGCAUGGAUUUAAAGGAUGAAGAUACCACAGAAAUACACAGAGAAUAUAAAGUUUGGAAAAAAAAGAAAGUCCCCAAAAGACAAAAAAUAAGACUGAUUUCUAAUUCAUUGCGGGUAGGUGAACGAACCAGUGAUGAUCAGGAUGCUGAUGUAGAGGUGAUCCUUCCAGCCGAACUGUCCGAGAGAGCUGAAGAGCAACAAAAUGACCUAUCAAGGCUCAUUUUUUCUAUAUUUAAUGACACCGAGCUAUUUGAGGAUGAAAAUAAUAGCACACUAUUAAAUCAACAAGUGUUUGGAAUUUUUCUGGGAAACACAAGCAUUCAGAACUUAACAGAAGGUGUGACUAUUAAGAUUAAUCACGGUAACACAAUUCCGAAUGGAUCACAUCAGUGCGUAUUCUGGUUUGAAAAUGACAACGACAACACCUCAGACUGCUGGAAUUCCACGGGCUGUAAUACGACAGUCGAGGGUAAUCAAACCAUUUGUGUGUGUAACCACCUCAGCUACUUUGCUGUGCUACUGGACUUACGCCUGGACAACAACACUCUGGAUGAAAGUGAUGUGGUCGCAUUAACGUACAUCACAAUGAUUGGCAGUGGGAUCUCUGCCAUCUUCUCAGCCGUGACAGUGUUCCUUUACUGUGUGAUCAGGAAGAGGAAAGGUGAUCACACCACCAAGAUCCACAUUAACCUCUGCAUUGCUUGCUUUCUCCUCAACGUGACUUUCCUGACCAAUGAGUGGCUUAGUAAGCUGAUGAUCGAAGGUCUCUGUAAGACUAUCGCUGUGUUCCUUCACUAUUCAUUGCUGUGCACGUUAACAUGGAUGGCAAUUGAAGGACUUCAUCUCUACCUGAUGCUGAUCAAAGUGUUCAACACUUAUAUCAAACAUUACAUACAAAAACUGGCUUUUCUGGGUUGGGGCAUCCCUGCUGUGGUGGUGUCUUUGUGUAUUGCAGUGGACAAGAACAAUUAUGGCCAGUUUCGUAUCAAAACACAGGACAAUAACAGCUCAGUUUCAAUGUGCUGGAUAACAGAUGAUACCGUCCAUUAUGUUACAAACUGUGGCUUUUUCGGCAUUAUAUGGCUUGGGAACCUAACAAUGCUGAUCACCGUCUGUGUCAAGCUCGCUCAGAUGCGGAAAGGAAACAAUUCUGGGUCAAAAUCUGUGCGGAAGGAUCUGUGGACGGUCCUCGGUCUCAGUUAUUUGCUGGGCAUCACGUGGGCUUUGGCAUUUUUUUCCUAUGGACCAAUGACCGUGGUCCAAAUGUACCUGUUUUGCAUCUUAAACUCCUUGCAAGGGUUUUUCAUAUUCUUGUGGUACUGCGCUAUAAAACGACCGUCCAAAGAUCAAACUACAAAGGACACAUCAGAUAAAUAAAAAAGAAAUGGAAGCGAUGCUGCAUUCAGCUGUAUUGUUAAACGAUCUUCUCAAAAUCUCCUGCUGUUUAUAAGCUUUAAUUAAGAGCAACAUUUGUAGUUUCAAUUUGCCCUAAAAAUCAGCGCGAAAAUCUUUGAUUUCUCUUUGUUUGGAUGGUCGUUCAGUCAGAAUAACUAAUAGUGUCACCUUUGUAAUUGGGCGCCUGGCAAUCAGCACUUGAAGGAGACGGAAUUGUGAUUGGUUGAACUCAGAAGUUAUUCAGGUAUCCAGCUGGUGAGCUACAACGGGACAAUCAAGUCAAUAACAUUCAGUGAGUAAGUAGCCAGCAGAGGCCGUCUGAGGACUCGAAUUACUCGCUGUGUUUGAAAGGUACAAAUGAUUUCGAAGUGACCAGAUAGUAACCAAUGGUGAGUUGGAUUUGAAAUGCUAUUUCCAAUUUUACACCUAACUGUAAAUUUAUGGCUAAAAACAAUGUUUAACUUGUUCCACGUCUAUUCCCAAAAUCACCUGCUGCUGUAAUUCCCAAAUGUUCCCUUCAGGUGCCGGAAAACUUGGUUGAAAUGUUGCCAUCGUUUUCCAUCCUGCUGAUAGGUUCGAUUCCUUGUCAGUCAUAAGGAGGCCGCGCCUUUGUGGUUUGACCGCACCAAUCAGCUCGCCGAGUUUCCCACCCUGAGCAGAGUGGAAUUAGAAAGUGCGACCAAUGUUAUGUAACGCGACAGCAUAGCAGUGCCCUUAUUUCACAAUAAUAUAUCCUCUGACUUACCUGAGCAACUUUACAAGAAAUAUACUAUUUUUAUAUUUUUCUACGGUUUAUUAUAAUUAAGUUCAUGGUGACAGCUGCAUCUAUUUAAACAGAAGAUGGAAAUUUUGCAGGGAUAAUGUGUAUCUCCACAGGUCUCAGUUCCAGCCUGUGUUGUAAUGAGGUUUAUCUUUGGUUACCAUAACCAUUCCCCAUGCAAACUUGCUGUAAUGUGAAGAUUUUUGUUCAUAUAACCUGGUUCGUUCCAAUCUAAAGAGUUCAGACUGGAAAUGUGUAGAAUAAGGUUGGUUCAGACUCCAGAUGUGGUUGCUUGGUUCUCCUGCCUGGUUCGGACAUUUGGUGUCGGUGUUUGGCUGAGGAGCAGAUGUACAUCGGGUAAUACUGCUCACCUUUGGCGAUUAACUUUUAUGUAACGACCUGGCGCGGUUUCACGGUCAAACCGUCCACUGAUGUGGCAACUUGGAGAACUGUAACAGGCAAAGUAACACGAGUAUUGACUGAACUCCCGCGGACAGUGUUCGACACCCCGUCCCAGUGAGGUGGCGGUGAGGGGUACUCGGCUUUACCCAGCAGGGAAGGGAAAAGAUCGGCGGUGUAGAGUGGCAGUGGGAGACCGGACCCUCCCUCAGUGCUGCACUGAUUCCGGCCCAGGUGUUACCUCGAUGCUGCCCGGGGUCUCCUUCACUCCCGCUCCCGUCACCCUGGGGCUCCCUCACUCCCUCCCCCAAUCACCCUCACUCCCGCCCCGACGGGAAUUCACACUUUGCUGUUUUUGGAGUCUUGCUGUGCCACGUUGCCUGCAUUAUUAUAGUGGCUGCCCUUCAAAACGGACUUCAUUGGCCGUGACCCACUUUGAUGAGAUCGGAGGCAAGAUUUUUUUGGAACCCGGGUUUGAGGCACGAACAUUAGAAUGUUACUCGGAGUGGAACUGAAUCUGUUCCGGUGAAUGGUAAAGGAAAUGAGUUCGAUCCCUGUGACUGCACAUCUGAUGCAGAGUAUGUGUGAACUUUGCAACCUAUUUCACUUCAUGUAUUGCAGCUUUUUUAUGUAAUUGCAAUAAAAUGCAUAUUCUACA
This is a messenger RNA of Pristis pectinata (smalltooth sawfish), 3730 nucleotides long. RefSeq names its product adhesion G-protein coupled receptor G5-like. Bases 57 to 1895 code for a protein of 612 amino acids. The transcript is spliced from 21 exons. Gene Ontology annotation, molecular function: G protein-coupled receptor activity. The record is from RefSeq and is a predicted model, not a curated record. Gene Ontology annotation, cellular component: membrane. Gene Ontology annotation, biological process: cell surface receptor signaling pathway; adenylate cyclase-activating G protein-coupled receptor signaling pathway. Lineage: Eukaryota; Metazoa; Chordata; Chondrichthyes; Rhinopristiformes; Pristidae.